AUGCUUAAAUGGCAACGCACGCAAAAAAUUAUGGAGCUUGUACCUCCCGCAAAAGCACCCUCCGAUGACAUCAGCACAUCUGAAGAUGAAGUUAUAAUCAAUAAUUACACAAAACCGAAAAAACAACAAUCAUCUGACUCAGAACACAACUACGAAUCAUCUGAACCACGUUCUUAUCCCUCUGAAAUUGAUGACUUAAGCUUAGAUUCACAUUCCGAAGAUGAGAUUCCUGCGACGCCAUCACCUAGGCCACUACAGCUACAAAAUGAAAGCAAGUCAUACUUACCCAAUUCCAAAGAAAAUUCUCGUCCGACGACGCCUCCAUCGCCAACUCCGCCUCAACAAAAUGAUUGCAACAUACCUGAAGUACCAUGUUCUGAAGUCCAAACUCCGAUUUCGUCUGCGUCGAUGCCACAAGAUAUAAUGAAUGAUUCCAUACUCCACAUACCAACAAUUCCCUUGUCUCCUUUAAUUAACCAAAUGUUUUCACCAGGCCCGUCAAAUCAGCCGCUCCCAUUCACACUGAAUUCGGUCUCAUCAGUAUUAUCACCUAACAUGUCUCCAGCAGCACCUAAUACACGUUCAAAGCGACGACAGAACACAAAACCUAAACACCCAGCGGCAAAAAAAGUAAAGAAGUUUCACACUUCAGAAGCUUUUGAAUAA
Messenger RNA from Parnassius apollo (apollo), 666 nucleotides. The record is from the annotation of a GenBank genome assembly. NCBI's taxonomy places the organism in Eukaryota, Metazoa, Arthropoda, Insecta, Lepidoptera, Papilionidae.